AUGAUCAUCUUUUUUAUUAGAGCCUUUAUUUUUUUCUGUCUAAUAUGGAUAUUCAAAUAUUCUGAUGAGUCAAAUAUCUGCGAUAAAACUCGGAACAAGGAAUUGAACAGAAAUAACAUAUUAAAUAAUAAAUAUAGCAGAUUGUUAAGCACUGAAAUAAGUGCAUCGCUGGAAGAUAAACAUAAAUGUUUAAAAGAAAAAAUAUAUGAUUUAAAAGGAAAAAGUACUGCAUCAUUUGAAAAAAAACCAUAUGCAUUAAAGCAAAAUAACCUUUUUCAAGAAGAAGAUAAUGAAUCAAUAUACGAUGAUAAUACGUAUAAAGAAGAAUUGAAUUAUUUUAUGCCACGUAUAAAACCUCAAAAACUUGGAGCUUCUAACGUUAAGCAUAAUUUAAAAGAAAAAUCUUCUACAUUAAAACAUUAUAAUAAUAUUCAGAACAAUAAAAACCUACACAAAUCUUUAAAAAAGUUAUACUCAGAGAAUGAUUCAUCUUUAGACAACAUCAGCUCAAGUAAUAAACGUAAUUGUAUUAUUAAGAAAGAUAAAAUUAAUUUUAGUAUAAAACAUGAUCAUAAACAUCCAAUAAGAUCUGCAAUUUCCUUUCUCCCUAUUAUUACUUUAGCAGUGAUAAUUUUUGCAUUGCUGUAUUUUCCGUUAAUUGGGAUUUUUAUUUUGUAUCUCUAUAUCCAAAAACGCCAAAAAUAA
This is a messenger RNA of Plasmodium malariae, 705 nucleotides long. Its product is annotated as Plasmodium exported protein, unknown function. NCBI's taxonomy places the organism in Eukaryota, Apicomplexa, Aconoidasida, Haemosporida, Plasmodiidae. The record is from RefSeq and is a predicted model, not a curated record. The coding region runs from base 1 to 705 and encodes 234 amino acids. The transcript has 2 exons.